AUGAUCACCGACAUCGAAAACGCUGUUAAAGUUAUAAAAUCUAUCGUACCAGAGAACCUCAGACAUCCUGUUAUUGGUAUCGUAUGCGGUAGCGGUUUAGGUACACUCGCAGAUGACCUUGAUCAGCGUUUCGAGUUGGAAUACAAUCGUAUACCUGGAUUUGCAGAGAGUGGUGUUAGUGGACACAAAUCUAAACUCGCUUUUGGUUUCUUAGGCAAAGAAACUAAAGUACCAGUCGUAUGUAUGUUGGGUAGAUUUCACAUGUACGAAGGAUGGUCCUCAACGCAAGUCGUUUUCCCAAUUAGAACAAUGGCACAUAUGGGAAUAGAAAGUAUCAUCAUUACAAAUGCUGCAGGUUCACUCAACCCUCAAAUACCAACUGGAAGCAUUGUCACCAUUCAUGAUCACAUUGCAUUCCCUGGUCUCAGUUCGGAUAACCCACUCAAAGGACCAUUGGUGCCAAUACAAACUGAAGCAUUGAAAAGACUAAACCCACAGCCACCUCAACCACCUAGAUUCCUUCCACAAAGCGAUGCGCACUCAUUCGAUCUUCGUCUUUUGGCACACAGAGCAGCCCACAAGAUUGGUAUUGCUAGAGAUGCCAUAGUAGAGGGUGUUUAUUGCUGGGUUACAGGUCCUACUUAUGAGACGCCAGCUGAAGGUAGACUCCUCAGACAAGCAGGUGCAGAUGUAGUAGGAAUGUCAACAAUCCCAGAAGUUAUCGCAGCUCAUCACGCUGGAGUUAAAGUAUUGGUUCUUUCACUCGUUACUAACUUUGUCGUAAUUCCUGAUACUUACCCAUCUGCUAAAGCUAUUGUUGACGCUGAAAUAAACGGAACUGCACCACCUGUUUACAAACCAUCAGAAAUUGUCAGCCAUGUUGAAGUUCUCGAAGAAGGUCAAAAGAGAGCUCAAGAUAUGCGUAGACUUGUUAGUGAAAUUAUUGAAUCUAGAGCAACAGCGGAGAAAUUAGUAUAA
Messenger RNA from Wallemia mellicola CBS 633.66, 978 nucleotides. RefSeq names its product inosine guanosine and. Gene Ontology annotation, cellular component: cytoplasm. Gene Ontology annotation, molecular function: purine-nucleoside phosphorylase activity. The transcript is spliced from 7 exons. Bases 1 to 978 code for a protein of 325 amino acids. NCBI's taxonomy places the organism in Eukaryota, Fungi, Basidiomycota, Wallemiomycetes, Wallemiales, Wallemiaceae. Gene Ontology annotation, biological process: nucleoside metabolic process. The record is from RefSeq and is a predicted model, not a curated record.